This is a messenger RNA of Saccostrea echinata, 948 nucleotides long. RefSeq names its product E3 ubiquitin-protein ligase TRIM45-like. Gene Ontology annotation, molecular function: zinc ion binding; ubiquitin-protein transferase activity. Lineage: Eukaryota; Metazoa; Mollusca; Bivalvia; Ostreida; Ostreidae. The transcript has 2 exons. Gene Ontology annotation, biological process: positive regulation of DNA-templated transcription. Gene Ontology annotation, cellular component: nucleoplasm; chromatin. The record is from RefSeq and is a predicted model, not a curated record. Bases 1 to 948 code for a protein of 315 amino acids.
AUGGAUUCUGGGUUUGCACAGCAUUUUAUUGAGUGCACGACCUGUGACUCAAAUGCUCAGUUUCACUGUAACACCUGUCAGUUUAACCUCUGUCAAGACUGUAGAGACCGGCACCAGCAAAGAAAAGAAACCAGCAAUCACGAUGUAGUCCCAUACAUUCAGAGGAAGGAAAGAGCUGCAUGUGAGCGCUGUAAAUUUCAUCCAGACAAAAUAUAUGAAGCCUGCUGUAAGCCUUGUGAGAUGCCCGUAUGUAUGAAGUGCGUGCAAGAAGUUCAUAAUGGCCACAAACUGACUAAUAUUGAAGGUGUAUUCAAAGCCAAAAUGAACGAAUUGAUGUUUCUUGUUCGUCAUUUAAGAGAUGAAAGCCUCACAGAAAGUACAACAUUAGCAACACAAAUCGAACAAAAUAAAAAGAAAUGUAAACGUGAGAUAGCUAAAAUACGAUCUGAUUUGCGAUCCACAGCACAAGAAAUCAAAAAUCUCGUUGAUGUCAUAUUACAAGAGAAAAAUCAAAAUUUGACCGACAUUGAAGCAUCCCUUAUGUUAGAGCUACAAAGUCAAGAGAAGAAAAUGCAGAAUUUCAUUUCUGAAAUAAAGAUAUUUCUGAAGGAACACGAGGCCAAAGGUCCAAUCUCUUCUUCGGUCGAAUUCAUCUUAACACACAAUGAAAGAGUUGAUGCCAUAAAAAGAAUGACCGAUGUUCCAGAAUUGCCAGAAGUAUCACCUCCAAGACAUCAGCAGAAAACUUUGGAACGGAAUGACGUCGAAAAGUUAUUUGGGAAUAUAACUGAGCAAAGCCUAAAGUUUAAUAUUAAAAGACACACAGGUUCUGCCAGCAAGUCACAUGCCACAUCUCCUCGUGGUGACCCUGGAAAUGCCUUAUUAGCUAAGUGGCAGUGGCAAAAGGCGAGUGUCCGGCGCCUUGAAAUAACUGGAACCCGUGGCUAA